Messenger RNA from Saprolegnia parasitica CBS 223.65, 327 nucleotides. RefSeq lists its product as hypothetical. The record is from RefSeq and is a predicted model, not a curated record. The annotation marks the transcript as partial. Lineage: Eukaryota; Oomycota; Saprolegniomycetes; Saprolegniales; Saprolegniaceae. The transcript has 2 exons.
AUGGAGAAGAAGAUGGAGAAGAUGAUCCACAACAACAUGCAGCUCCUCGGCAACCGCAUCCCGAAGGCGAAGCGCGCCCAGACGAUCCUGGACAUGGCCCGGAUCCAGCACGAGAAGAAGCGACAGCGCGUGAUCGAGGAGGACGAGGAUGACGACGACGUGCCAAUUCUUCUACCCGGCAGCCGAACGCCGACGCCAGUAGCGCAAACAAACGUCGCCCGCGCCUCGCCUCUGGAAGGCCACGUUGACGCAGCCUCGACGCCGACUGCGAGCAAGCCUGCGAUCCGCGCCGGUAAGCCUCAUUUCUCUCGUCUUGAAGCACUUGGC